Vidua chalybeata is the source of this 1194-nucleotide messenger RNA. RefSeq names its product calcium binding protein 39 (gene CAB39). Gene Ontology annotation, biological process: intracellular signal transduction. The coding region runs from base 136 to 1161 and encodes 341 amino acids. The record is from RefSeq and is a predicted model, not a curated record. The transcript has 9 exons. Gene Ontology annotation, molecular function: protein serine/threonine kinase activator activity. Lineage: Eukaryota; Metazoa; Chordata; Aves; Passeriformes; Viduidae.
CCGGGCGAGCCGGGGCCGCGCCGCCUCUGCCGCAGCCGCAGCGCCGGAGCCGAGAGCCGCCAGCGGGCGGGCGGGGCCCGCCGGACGCACAGGUAAAGCAGGUGCCACAGAAGGAAGACCUUGUGGUUUGCAAUCAUGCCAUUCCCCUUUGGCAAGUCGCACAAGUCUCCUGCAGACAUAGUGAAAAACCUGAAGGAGAGCAUGGCAGUUCUAGAAAAACAAGACAUCUCUGACAAAAAGGCAGAAAAGGCGACAGAGGAGGUCUCAAAAAACCUUGUUGCCAUGAAAGAAAUCUUGUAUGGCACAAAUGAAAAGGAGCCCCAAACAGAAGCUGUGGCACAGCUUGCUCAGGAGCUAUACAACAGUGGUCUUCUUAGUACCCUAGUAGCUGACUUGCAGCUCAUUGAUUUUGAGGGCAAGAAAGAUGUUGCGCAAAUUUUCAACAACAUUCUCAGAAGACAAAUUGGUACAAGAACUCCCACAGUUGAAUACAUCUGCACUCAACAGAAUAUCUUAUUCAUGCUAUUAAAAGGGUACGAAUCUCCAGAAAUUGCUCUAAAUUGUGGGAUAAUGCUUAGAGAAUGCAUCCGGCAUGAACCGCUAGCUAAAAUCAUCUUGUGGUCAGAGCAGUUCUACGACUUCUUCAGAUACGUGGAAAUGUCAACGUUUGACAUCGCGUCUGAUGCAUUCGCCACCUUCAAGGAUUUGCUUACAAGACACAAGUUGUUAAGUGCAGAAUUUUUGGAACAACAUUACGAUAGGUUCUUCAGUGAAUAUGAGAAGUUACUUCAUUCAGAAAAUUAUGUGACAAAGAGACAGUCACUUAAGCUUCUCGGUGAAUUGUUACUGGACAGGCACAACUUCACAAUUAUGACAAAGUACAUCAGUAAACCUGAAAAUCUCAAACUAAUGAUGAACCUUCUACGAGACAAGAGUCGUAACAUCCAGUUUGAGGCCUUCCAUGUGUUCAAGGUGUUUGUAGCCAAUCCUAACAAGACACAGCCUAUAUUAGACAUCCUUCUAAAGAACCAGACCAAACUCAUUGAGUUCCUCAGCAAGUUUCAGAAUGACAGGACCGAGGAUGAACAAUUUAAUGAUGAGAAGACCUAUUUAGUUAAACAGAUCAGGGAUUUGAAGAGACCAGCGCAGCAAGAAGCUUAAACUCCAAUAAACCUUUAAAAUAUUAAACCCAAA